AUGAGGCUCCUUCCUAUGUCUCGGUUUGCUGCGUCCAUCCGCGCUGCACCAAUAUGCAUGACAACCUCAACUCCAUCAAGGCGAGGAAUUCCUCACAUACGCCUGAACUCGACGGAUUCUCAGCCUAAGCCCUCAUCUCCCACCACAAGCUUCUACAAAACCUUCACCCGUCCGGUCGCAAAAGUCCUCCUCAUGGCAACCUUCACAUAUCAAUUGGCAUACUGGGCGUGGGUGAAGCUGGAGAAGGAUGAGAUUAAGGCGCAGAGGUCUGCGGAGAUUACGGAGUUGGAGGCCCAGUUGACGGCGCUGACGGAGGAUAAAAAGAUAGCGAAGACGAACCCUUGA
This is a messenger RNA of Venustampulla echinocandica, 345 nucleotides long. RefSeq lists its product as uncharacterized. The record is from RefSeq and is a predicted model, not a curated record. The transcript is spliced from 3 exons. The coding region runs from base 1 to 345 and encodes 114 amino acids. Lineage: Eukaryota; Fungi; Ascomycota; Leotiomycetes; Helotiales; Pleuroascaceae.